UUCCCCGCAGCGAGCAAGCAGCCAAGCACAGCCAAGUGGCGCUGAAAAAUUUUUGCACAUGCCCAAUAUGCAAAAUUGAGAUCUCAAAUUCCAAAAGUCAACAAUAAUAAUAACAACAACAACAAAAACAAUAACAACACAAUUAUAAACAAAGGUACAAAACAUGGAUGUAUUGGAGUAUAAAAUAUCUUCAAGUGGUUCUGUUUUGAUAACUCAUGGAGUAUUAAAAACAUUGAAUGGAGUAAAAAAAAAAAUGGCAAAUGAUGAAACAGAAGGUGAUAAAUCAAAUUAACAUAAUUAAUUACGUUAACCAACCAAAGUAAGUAUCAGCUUAUUAUUAGCCAUCAAUUGUUGACUUAAAAAUAAUUAUUAAUUUAAAAAAAAAUAAAGUCAAUUUAACAGGGUGAAUUUAUAAUUGUCCUAGAUGAAAAAGAACUAGAUGCUGAUAAAUCAUUUGAAGAUGCAGCAACAUGCUUUAACCAACUGUUCAAUGCUGAUGUGAUUUAUCAUUUGUACCAUUUGUUAUUUGAUACAAUAGUAUUUCUUUUGAGAAUGUACCAUCAGUGGACUGAAUCCAGGCAAAUAAAUACUAUCAUUUAUAUUUCCUCGCUGAAAAUAAAUAAUUGCCUGGACAUUAUUAUAAAGAAAUUUAUAUAAUAUAAAUUUUUUUAUUGAUCACAAAGUUGUAAGCUGAGUUAGUGAUUGAUACCCACCUCGACAAGAUUGAAGGAAAAAAAAUUACUGAAAAUUGUAAAUAGUAAUUUUUUUGAAGAUGGGAAAAAGUAAAAUUGAAUUACGAGAAAUGCAAUCAAUUAAUGGUAGUAAAACAAUAAAUGGAAGUAAUGAAAAAAUACAAAUGAAAAAACAACUGGGUCUUCUAGAAGGUGUUGCUAUUAUUUUAGGAAUAAUUGUUGGAUCUGGUAUAUUUAUAACACCAAAAGGUGUUAUUGAACAAGCUGGAAGUGUUGGUCUUUCAUUAAUAAUAUGGGUACUUUGUGGAUUAAUGUCAAUGAUUGGUGCAUUAUGUUAUGCUGAGCUGGGUACAUGUAUACCAAAAAGUGGUGGUGAUUAUGCUUAUAUACACGAGGCAUUUGGUGCAUUACCAUCAUUUUUAUACUUAUGGGCAGCAAAUUUAAUAUUUGUACCAACUACAAAUGCCAUCAUGGCAUUAACAUUUGCCGAGUAUGUUAUGCAGCCUUUAUUUCCAGGCUGUAAAAUACCAAGUGAUAGUUUACGAUUAAUAGCUGCCAUGACAAUAUGUUUUUUGACUUAUGUUAAUUGUUACGAUGUCAAAGGAACAACGAGAAUGCAAAAUGUUUUUAUGUUUGCUAAAAUAUCAGCUGUUGUUAUCAUAAUUAUGGUUGGAAUAGUCUGGCUCUUAUCAGGUCAAACAAAAAAUUUUGAUGAACCAUUUAAAGAUACAACAGUUGUACCUGGACAAAUAGCAAUUGCAUUUUAUGCUGGUAUAUUUUCUUAUUCUGGAUGGAAUUAUUUAAAUUUCAUGACUGAAGAAUUACAAAAUCCAUAUGUUAAUUUACCACGUGCAAUUUAUAUAUCAUUACCACUUGUAACAUUGAUAUAUGGUCUUGCAAAUGUUGCAUAUCUUGUUGUAUUAAGUUCAAUGGAAAUGCGUGCAUCAGUUGCAAUUGCUGUGUCACUUGGUGAUAAAUCACUUGGUAUAUUUUCAUGGAUAAUGCCAGUACUUGUUGCUGCAUCAGCAUUUGGUGGUUUAAGUGUACAUAUUAUGACAUCAUCAAGAAUGUGUUUUGUUGGUGCUCGUAAUGGACAUUUUCCAGCAAUGCUUAGUCAUAUUAGUGUUGAUAAAUUAACACCAACACCUGCCUUAGUAUUUUCGGGUAUACUUUCUGUAUUGAUGCUUUGUACAAAUGAUAUAUUUGUCCUAAUAACAUACUGUAGUUUUGUUGAAUCAUUUUUCAUAAUGCUAUCAGUAUCUGGAGUUCUUUGGCUAAGAUAUUCAAGACCCAAAAUGGAAAGACCAAUAAAAGUUCCUAUUAUUAUUCCAAUAAUAUUCGUACUAAUUUGUGCCUUCUUAGUUAUUUUACCUUGCUUUGUACAACCAGAAGUUGUUGGAUGGGGUAUUGUCAUAACACUGUCUGGUGUACCAGCUUAUUUUAUUGGAGUUGAAUGGAAAAAUAAACCUCAAUGGUUUGAAAAAAUGAAUGUUGCAGCAACGCACACUGUUCAAAAAAUAUUCAUGUCAGCGAGAGAAGAAAAUGAAGACUUGUAGAUAUUCAAAAUUAUAUUUAAAAAAAAAAAAAAUAAUCGUCAGAUAUUCAC
Aphidius gifuensis is the source of this 2298-nucleotide messenger RNA. RefSeq names its product large neutral amino acids transporter small subunit 1 (gene gb). NCBI's taxonomy places the organism in Eukaryota, Metazoa, Arthropoda, Insecta, Hymenoptera, Braconidae. Gene Ontology annotation, molecular function: L-amino acid transmembrane transporter activity. The record is from RefSeq and is a predicted model, not a curated record. The transcript has 11 exons. Gene Ontology annotation, biological process: amino acid transmembrane transport. Gene Ontology annotation, cellular component: membrane. The coding region runs from base 773 to 2248 and encodes 491 amino acids.